Molecule: messenger RNA, 2210 nt
Organism: Elgaria multicarinata webbii
Lineage: Eukaryota; Metazoa; Chordata; Lepidosauria; Squamata; Anguidae
Gene: ACYP2
Product: acylphosphatase 2
Exons: 4
Coding region: 95-388 (97 amino acids)
Cellular component (GO): nucleus
Molecular function (GO): DNA binding; acylphosphatase activity
Source: RefSeq, a predicted model, not a curated record
CUGAGUCGCUUAGAGCCGCGCUUGGUCUCCUCAGCUCCAGCUCUCUGCCCUUUCUCGCAGGAGGGGUGACGCUCCCUCUUUCCUUGCAAGCAUCAUGUCCGACGUCCUCAUAUCGGUGGAUUACGAAGUGUUCGGCAGGGUUCAAGGUGUAUGUUUCAGAAUGUACACAGAGGAGAAAGCUAGGAAAGUAGGAGUAGUUGGCUGGAUUAGAAAUUCCAGAGAAGGGACAGUUACUGGCCAAGUUCAGGGCCCGGAAGAUAAAGUAAAUGAGAUGAAGAACUGGCUGGCCAAUGUUGGAAGUCCUAGCGCACGCAUCGAACGGGCCAAUUUUUCUAAUGAGAAGGAGAUUCCAAAACUUGACUUCGCUGGGUUCAUCACAAGAUAUUAACUGGAAAGAGCAACAGCAAGCGUAGCAUCAUCACACUGCUGCUGUUGCAUAAUAAUAUCCACACUUUGCUGAAGUGCUAUGAUUGCACUUUUGGGAAGCUUUCUGCAUGCGAGGAAAAUGUAUCGAUUCUCUCAUUUGCAUUCAGUAGUCAUUGUGUGUUGGAUUAGUGGGCUGGGGGCGGGGGAUAGACCACCUUUGCAGGUGCAGGACCCCUCCCCAAAUUAAGGCCAUCUCUACAGAUUGCAAAAAGCAAAUAGGAACCGAUCGCAGGGCAAAUGCAAAUGUGAGCAAAGCAAAGUGGAUGUGACUUUAAAUUAUAUUUUUAUGUCUAGCGUUUUUCCCCCCUUUUGAAUAAUAGCUAUUAGAAGAGGAGAUUUAGUUGCAAUGAAAGCAUCUCUCUCAGAGUUAUUAUUAGCUUGCGGAAGCAGUUUUCAUUGAGAACACGGCACAGAGAGAACGGUUUGCUGCCCCCUCCCUGCACGCCAUAGUCUCAGUCCUGAUUGGGCCAUCCAUGGCCGUUAAUUAGAAGUGAGUUGGGCGGAGCAAGGGGGGGGAACCUAGACACAUUAAAUACAAUCAUGCAUUGAAUGUCCCGUCCAGCUUGAUCCACUGUCCAACACAUAAUUAAGUAGGCAUGGUGUAUUAAUUUCAAUAGGAAUUCCAUGCACAUGGCUGUAUCUGGUUGUGGCCUUGGGGAUUAUCCCUUUCUUAGUAGGCAUGUUAAUGUGUUUAUUUAUACAGCAAUCAAAUGCAUAUUUAUUUGGAAGGAAGUUCCAUUGCAUCGAACGGCGCUUACUAGCAGGGCAAUGUGUAUAGGAUUUCAGCUUUACUGAUCUUUCUCAGCAAUACUACACCUUACGUCUUAAAGCUCACACGUGACCACAUAAAAUAUCAGUCUGAUUCCUUUAGGGCACAAUCCUAUGCAUGUUUAAACUGGGGAAAAAAGUCCUACACUACCCAGGUGGGAAUUGUAGACCUUUUUCUGUCUAAACAUGCAUAGGAUUGUGUCCUUAAACACUUAACCUUGGGCAUCAAAAGCUAGCCCCAAACAGAAGGGCCUUGCAGUAGUUCUACUCAGGUUUGCAAAGCCAGUUUCUGGGGCUGUUCACACAGUGCAUUAACCCACACUCAGUGGUUGAGUGUGGGUUGUUUUGAACCUUGGGUUGUUUGUUGAACCAUGGGUUAGCGUGUUGUCUGAACUCAGCCAGGAUGGCUUAACCAUAAUGGCUUGUUAACCAUGCAGUGUAGCUUGCUAACCACCGCAAACAACCCAACAACAAACCUUGAGUUCUCAAAGAGGCUUGUUUGAGAAUAUAAGCCACAGCGACUGGUUUCACAAACACACUAACCCACACUCAGUGCAGGUUGUGGUUGAACUGUGGGCUAGCAUGUUGUCUGAACCCAGGACAUUUUCCACAGGGUGGCUUAUAAUAAAACCAUGCAGCGUGGCUUAUUUUUCUUGAACAAGCCACCUUGGGAACACAUGGUUUGUUGUCCUGGGUUCACACAACACACUAACCCACAAUUCAACAGACAGCCCAUGGUUCAACAACAACCCACACUCAACCACUGAGUGUGGUUUAGCAUGUUGCGUGAACCCAGCCAGUGUUUAAUUUUAUAUUGUAAACUUCUUAGGGCAUUAACGUUUUGGAGCACUGAGCUUGCUUUGGAAGUGCCUUUAAUGAAUUCAAUCUACAUGUACCUUUCCAGGGUCAAAAUUAGGGUAGUCCCCUAUGAAACCACCAAGAAACCUGGAACAGAUUUAUACUUUCAAAAUAUUAACGAGGCACUAAAUGAACAAAUAAACAUUUUAAAAAAUGAA